UCCCAUUGACUUCUGUAUGUCCUUCGAGUUGCACUAAUCCAUCUUCACCCCUUGAUAAAAGUCUGCCUUGUGUCUUCAUUGUAUUGCUGAGCUGAGCUUUUGGAACAUUUUCGGGUUCAGUUCGACAUGUCCUCCAACAACUUCGGCGUAACAUGGAGGAAAGCCCUCGUCAGCCUUCCACGCCUUGUCCCAGAUUUUGUCUUGCGCUUUACAUCCCCAGAGGGACCGCAUCCGGUAAUCUUCGACAUUCCUUCUCGUGACUCUCAUACAAUCCCGGUCUAUGUCUUCAUCCCGCCCCACCGGAAUCCGCAUCAUCACAAGCCAGCCUCGCAAGGGACGCAUCUCAAGGAAGCAUUGCACCUCAGAUUCAAUCCCGACGAUGAGGAGACGAAACUGCCUGUUCUCAUCGACUUCCACGGCGGCGGAUUCGUCCUCGGAUCAUGCCAGGAACAGACGCCCUUUUGCGCCAAGAUGUCCCGGGAGCUCAAUGCCGUUGUCAUCUCGGUCGAUUAUCGUCUCGGCCCGGCCGCACAGUAUCCCGCUGCACACUGUGAUGCGGAGGAUACGGUCCAUGCGGUCAUCGAUUCAACUAAGCCCGCAUACUCGGUGCUGAGGAAAGAGAUACGGCAGGCUCUCGAGAAGCAAAAGCGCAAGGACAUCGUCCUCGACGAGAAGAAGAUUGCCUUUUCCGGCUUCAGCUCAGGAGGGAACCUCGCAUUGAAUAUGGUUUUGAGCAUCAAAAACGACCCCACCAUCAACACAGACUGGUUGAGCCCGGCGCCGUGGGAUUUCCCGAACGACAUUCCCGUUCUGUUGUUCUACCCGUCCCUAGAUACUCGACUAUUACCCCACGAGAGGCCCAAGCCUCGUGGAUACGACGCACCGAAGACUUUCGUUGAGAGGUGGAGGAUCGAGGCCGAAUUGAUGCCGACAUACCUUCCAGCGCCAAAGAGUGGCCACCCCAGAGCAAGUCCGGGCCUGGCAGAUCUCAGAGCGAAGAAGGACGGAGAAGUUGCAGGCCUGCACCCCAAGGCGAAGAUCAUGCUCAUCUUGCCGCAAUUCGAUACUCUGCAUCAUCAGAGUAUUGUCUGGGUGCAGAAGGUGCACGAGCAGGGCCGUGGUGCAGAUUUGAGCGUCGUGGAAGUCAACGGCGUCGUCCACGGUUGGACACAGUUUCCCGAUUCAUGGCUCGAUGAUGAUAGCAGAGGAUCGAAAUGGGAGAUUUUCGACAAAGCCAAGAUGUUCCUGGAAACCUACUGGAACCCUGAACGGAAAGACAUGGAUAUUGAACUCGUCAACAGUAAUGAAGGCGGCGAGGUACAAAUGGCAGGGGUAUCCUGAACACCGUAUUGAUAUGAGCAAUACAAACGUGUCCUGGCGGGGUCUGUGACGGUGCGCACAGCCGCAAAGCGGCACCACUGUCAACAUCAAUAUGGGGAGUCAUCAGUCCCGCGCAGGAGUUGGGUACAACAAUAUCAAUCACCUCGCGACCUGCCAGCCUUUCCGGUUCUGGCGGGCGUUGCCUCGAAACCAGCAUGCUGGAGUCAGCUCGUCAAGGGAAUCAACUCAUGCAUACCGCGCUGCGUGGCACAGAAUGGAAACAACGACGACAGCGCAACCCGGCAAACCUUCGAUGCGACAACGAAAAAAAAAAAACCUGCACUUCGCCCAUACGGAGCCAAGGUUCAACAACGGACGACAUGCGGAUCUAGCCGACCAGACAGACCGCACAGGGGAACAGCCAUUGCCAACGUUGGAGCGGGUGAUACAGUAUCCCAUACGACUCGAUCCCGUGCCGUUGCUUCAGUCGUGCAUAAGUUGUCCAAGUGAUGUCCCUAGCCAUCCUUCAGGGCUUGCUUUGUCGCGCCACUCAGCCAGCUUGAAUUGCAGGGCCUGACAAAUUCAACAUCGGCAACUUCUCCGGGGAUUCUAAAAUGAGAUACCACGCGCCAUCGCCAUCGCCAUCGCCAUCGAGCAGUCACCGGUAUCCACCAGCUGUACGGAGAGUCUACCUCCCGCUUGGCUUGCCAGAAACUCCUAAAGCGCUUGCAGGAUAGGAGACAGUGACAUGAAGCUUGUGCCUGCAGUCUCAAGUUACCGUACCAGCGGAUGACGAAGAUAUGAAGACUUCAGCAUCCCCUCGACCAGGAUCCUCUGGUAACAUAUGGUAUAUAUGAUGAGUGCUAUCCUUAGGCUCCGACGACCCGUGAUAUGGUGUCCUCACGAGUUCUAGACCGAUGCAUGUAAAGGAAUCAGCGACCAUCGACCGUGAAUACCGACUUGGAUGGCCCAACGGCAGAGAUUCAAUCCGAAUUGCUGGAAUUGAUAGACGUGACGAGCACCGAAGGGUUCGUUGGUAUCUCGCAACGAUUCCAACAUAUUGGAUACAUACCUGUACGGAGUACAUACACUGAUCUAGACAAGCCUGAUCAUUAUUC
Messenger RNA from Exophiala xenobiotica, 2438 nucleotides. RefSeq lists its product as uncharacterized. Bases 127 to 1341 code for a protein of 404 amino acids. Lineage: Eukaryota; Fungi; Ascomycota; Eurotiomycetes; Chaetothyriales; Herpotrichiellaceae. The transcript has a single exon. The record is from RefSeq and is a predicted model, not a curated record. Gene Ontology annotation, molecular function: hydrolase activity.